Messenger RNA from Patella vulgata (common limpet), 2086 nucleotides. RefSeq lists its product as uncharacterized. Lineage: Eukaryota; Metazoa; Mollusca; Gastropoda; Patellidae. The record is from RefSeq and is a predicted model, not a curated record.
AAAUCAUAAGAAAUGGAUGUGUCACAGACUGAUUCGGAAUACAGCUCAACAUCUUAUUGUGUUUAUGUUGACAUCAAUGUUGAAUUACCAGUCAGUGAUUGUAGUAAUACUGUCAGUGAGAAUUCAGCAUCAUUAUUGUGCGAAGAAUCUCACAUGGAAAUUGAACCAGACUCUAUAAUAAAUGUUAAUGAUAUAACAGUUGGUAAUGGGGGUGCAGAUCUUGACCAGUCUGUUAUGAGAUUGAUAGAGAGAACCCGACAGAGAAGAGAGAUGUUAAAUGAAAAAUUGGGCAAGACUCCAGAUCCAGCCCCAAGAAAGCGAACGAUACCAUUUUCAGAAAAUACUACACAUAAUAUACCAGAUGAUGAUGACUCCCCAAAACGUCACUGUUCAAGACAGCAAGAAGUUAGUAUUAAAUCUGAUACUCCAGCAAUAACUGGUGUUAAAUCUAGACUAGCAGUACUAAAAGAUAAUCGUGCCGAUUGGUCAGAUGUUUCUGAUGGAGAAACAAGCGUACCAGUUCCUGUGCCAAGGAAGAGUUUAUCAUCACCUCCCCCUAGAGAACCUGAACCAGUAUUUUCAUCAUCCAGGGGAAAUAGAUUUGCUAAGCUUGCUUCCAAUAUUAACAGCUGGGAGGACGAUUUAAGCCAUCCAACAAUAAGUAAAGAAGAAGAGAAAAAACCCAAAUGGCAGCCGCCAAAAGCACCAGUCUCUGAAAACACAAGCCUUAGUCACCAUAAGACACGGGCACCGGAACCUCCAAAACUUGCAGUUCCUCCAUCACCUAAAAAAACACAUGCCCCUCCUCCACCACCCAUGCCAUCAACAAUAGCCAAACACUCCCCCUGCAAGCCAGUUGCCAGUGUGCAGUCUCCCAGGAAGACACCAGUAUCAACUACAUAUAUGACUCUUGGUUCUCCUGCCAAACCAGUAGUUACACAAACAAUGUCUUCCCCAUUAAGAACACCUCAACAGUCUAGGAGUGCUCAAGAUACAGAUCAGAUACCAGUUAAUGCUAAAGGUUUAAAUGAAAGUCCUUCAGACCAAACAGAUGAUGAACCUACAGCUAAACCUGUAUCUGAAAGAUUUGCUAAAUGGGCUAAGAAAAGCGAUACCACGCCUAAGGUUGGUGAUCCUACACAGACUCCUGUGUCUGCACGGAUGGCAAAUUGGCAGCAGAAAGCAUCCAAUCCACCCAAAUCUACUCCAGUGGUUUCGACCUCGAAAGUAAAACCCCUACCCAAACAAAUCUGUACACCAGUAACACAGGCUGCUUUCAAAUCAAAAUCCCCACUGAAAAAUAACAAUACUACAGCUUCAGAUUCUCCCCAGGGUAUGACUGUUCACAAGACCACAGCAGAUGAUCCAGCAUCACUUCCUGUGUCCAGUAGAAUGGCUACAUGGCAACAGAAGGCAGCUAAACCUAAACAAGAUGAAGAACCUACAGCCUACCCUGUCUUGGCUCGUAUGUCUGCUUGGGAACAGAUGUCUUCUACUAACCAAGUAGCUCAUAUAAAGAAAGUCAAUCCUGCUCCUGCUCCAGCCCCAGUAAAAGCAGCUCAGCCGAUUGCAUUAGGCUCAGUUUUAACAUCUUCUAGCAAGCUGACACAAAAACCUGUCUCUUCUCCAAAAAGCAAGGGCCUGACACCAAGCAAGAGUUUUGUGGAAAGUAUACAGGAGCGUGCUUCCCAGAUCAAUCAUUCUCCAACUUGUAAAUCUCCGCCAAAAGUUCAAUCACCGGCUAAAGUGAGUUGUACCAUGAAGUCUGUACAGCAACGAUUAAUGGAACAGACACACAACAGUGAUAAGAGUCAUAACCAUGUUGACAAGAUACGACAAGAAAGAAUGGCUGAGUUGAAUGUCAUUCAAAACCGAUGGAAGAAUGGUAUUUUGAACGACAAAACAGAUACUGAAACUGACGUAAAUCAAGUAAUACCCCCUCCCCCUCCACCCCCUCCCGCAGUUCAAUCAAGCCCUAUGAAGACUGUUAAAUCAAGUCCCGCUAAAAGUCAAACUGGUGAUCAGAGAGAUGCUAUCAAAGCUAGAGCGAGAGCAGAUCAUGAUAGUGAUGUAGAAAUGGAAGAGA